Messenger RNA from Trichoderma breve, 5415 nucleotides. Its product is annotated as ankyrin repeats (3 copies) domain-containing protein. Gene Ontology annotation, biological process: nucleoside metabolic process. The record is from RefSeq and is a predicted model, not a curated record. Lineage: Eukaryota; Fungi; Ascomycota; Sordariomycetes; Hypocreales; Hypocreaceae. Bases 1 to 5415 code for a protein of 1804 amino acids. Gene Ontology annotation, molecular function: protein binding; catalytic activity. The transcript is spliced from 9 exons.
AUGUCGGUUUCUUCGGGCCCUCCCUCAUCAAGCGGCUCUGAAUACACCUACCAUCGCCCAUCUCAUCGGAGGGACUUUCAGAUAGCUAUUAUUUGUGCCUUACCACUCGAAUACGAUGCCGCCACGCUUAUCGUUGACGAAUUCUGGGACCAGGAUGGUAAACAAUAUGGGCGAACAUCUGGGGAUACCAACAUAUAUAGAAAUGGGAGGAUUGGCAUGCACAACGUGGUGCUCAUGCUUCUGCCAAAUAUGGGCAAGGCCGCAGUCGCUGGUUCAGCAGCCAGCCUACGGACAAGCUAUUCGAAUUUGAGGAUUGCGUUCCUCGUGGGAGUCUGUGGCGGGGUUCCUAUCCUUGGUGCACAUGAGGCACUCCUUGGCGAUGUGGCUAUUGGCGAGGCUAUAAUUCAGUAUGAUUUCGGCAGACAGUAUCCAGGAGAAUUCAUCCCUAAGAAUACAGCCGUGGCUACCCAGAGUCUACCGAACAAAGACAUUCGCACCCUCCUCGCUUACUUUAAAUCCGAUACUGGGAAAUUCGAGCUGCGACAGAAUACCGCAAGGCAUUUGAAAGCUUUGCAAGGUGCAGCUAUUCUAAAGGAGUACCAGUACAGCUACCAUUAUCCUGGUUUUGCCGAAGAUAAGCUCUUCGUCGCGACCUAUUGCGACAAUGCCGCACAGUCAUCCUGCUCUGAACUCGGGUGCGACGAGAAGAAACUAGUCGAGAGAUACCAUAUUUUCAUCGGGCGCGUUGCAUCAGCGGAUACGGUGAUGAAGUCUGGCGAUCAUCGUGACCAAAUCGCUAAACAAUACGACAUUAUAGCCUUCGAAAUGGAAGGGGCUGGCCUUUGGGACGAGUGCCCCUGUAUCGUCGUUAAAGGCAUUUGCGACUAUGCCGAUAGCCAUAAAAACAAGAUUUGGCAACCAUUUGCUGCAGCAACCGCAGCAGCUGCCGUCAAAGCUAUGUUAGUACGAUACACCAUAGAAGAUCAUGCUCAACUAUCUUUAUCUAGUGCUGGUGAGAUUGAAAAUACCGUUUACUGGAAUAACCAUGUUAACAUGGCGUUAGGUUCUACUCAGCAUGGCCAGAUCGUUCCCGCACGAUAUGAGAUAACCCAUUAUGAUGCGCAAAAAGCAUCAUCUGCCUCUAUACCCGACACCACAAAGUCGAAUGCGAUUCAAACACUGCGGGAUAGCAUUUUUGAAUUUCAGAGGGUACUUACUGAUGACCAACAACGCGAAUUACAAGGCAUCAAGGUGGUGCCAGAUGCAAUUGCCGUCCUGGUAUUUACUGCUGAGCUCGACUCGCUGAAUAGGAACAGAAAGGGGCGUAGCAUUGCCAGCAGACUCCAUUCAAUCUUACAGUCCGUUCGGGAUUUUUCCGCGGCCAUCGAAGCAGUUGAUUCGACACACCUAGGAAUCGCUUCCAUCCUGUGGGGGAGUGUGAAACUGACAAUGCUAGUGACUGUCAAAUCCGUAACAUAUGACGAGGCUCUCUCGAAAUUUUUCAUGGACCUUGGCGGGUUAUGCCCAAGGUGGACAGAUUAUCAAAUAUUCUAUUCAUCUUCACCGCGCCUUCAAGAUACCCUUUAUGACUUCUAUGCGUCGCUAAUUCGCUGUUGCAAGCGCGCAGUAGAAACUGCUCAAAAUUCUUGGCCGGGAUACCUCUUCAGUUCCCCCCGAGAAUCACUUGAUCGGGAGUUUCAGCAGGAUGCGGACGACAUUGAAAGACGUAGCAAAUAUGUCAAAGAUGCGCUAUCACUUGCCAAAACAGACGCACAUUAUCAAAACCAACAGCUUCAGAGCUUAAGAGGGGGGCUAGGUUCAAAGAAAAUGAAGCGACCAAGAGCUUUUCGUCGAAAGGGAGAACGGCAUGAUAAUAUGGAGUCAUGGCAGGCACAAAACGAGUUUAAUAUGUGGAACAAAGGCCGAGAGUUUCCUUUGCUGUGGUGCUCCGGAAAGAUUGGUUCAGGUAAAACAACUCUUACAGCGAGCGUCAUCGAAAAACUCUUGACGGAGAAGCGCAGUCCGGAUGUCUUCAUCGGCUUCUUCUUCAUACGAUUUGAUGAUCGACAGUCAUUAAACGCUGAGGUCAUACUCAAGUCCAUCGUUCGACAGAUGCUAAAUGUAUCCAACGUUUAUGAGAAGGUUGAAACACAAUUGAAUAAUAUGCAGCUCGACUUGGCGUCAGGGCUGAACGAAAUUGCGAAAUUACUGCGAAGUAUAGCUGCACAAUUCCAAAAGCUCUAUAUCGUGAUUGAUGGGCUGGACGAAUGCACAAAAUCGGAGCGCCACGAUCUUCUUGAAAUUCUCCACUCAGUUUUGAAAGUCAGAUCGAACACAAAGCUCUUCCUCGCUGGUCGCGAUAGUGUCUCCAGAGAGGUACAGAUAGAAUUUCCGACCCUGAAACAGAUCCCCAUGGACUGCUCGUCGGCUCUAUCUGACAUCGCGACGUACGUUGAAGGCAUAGUGCAGGAAAAACUGAAAACCGAAGAGCUUAUAGUUGGGGAUCCCGACCUCAUUGAAGAUAUUAAAGCAGCACUCUUAGACGGAGCAAAUGGCAUGUUUCUCUGGGUUGUCUUCCAAGUAAAUGAGCUUUGUUUACAACAUUGCGAUGAGGACAUCCGAACAGCUAUUCAGAAUUUCCCCAAGGACUUGGAGGAAACAUUCAAUCGGGCCAUCGACCGAAUUGUUUCCCGGGGGAACCAAGAUAUCGCAAAGCGUAUUCUCCGAUGGGUUGCUGCUGCAAAAGAGCCCCUGUCCCUCGGCCAGCUAGAGGAAAUCAUCUUUGUUGAAGUCGGACAGGAAUACUCAAAGACAGAGCGACAAUUUAAUGGCAUUGCACAUAUCAGCUCAUGGUGUGAAAAUCUCGUUCAUAUCGAUGAGGAGCUGAAAACAGUUCAGUUUGUGCAUCAAACUGUCCAGCAAUUUUUCAUUGAGAGGUCGUCUGAUUCUCGACAUAAUCAGUUCUACAUAAAUCUCGAGGACGUCGAUCACUAUCUUGGCGAAAUAUGCGUAACUUAUCUCAAUUUUAAUGAUUUCAAAACAACUCUAGCCAGACGACAGCAACCAUUGCCACCUAUGCCGCCUAUAGCUAUGGCAGGGACAGCUUUGAGACCACAAUGGAAGGCAGCCUUAUCUAUCCCUGCGCUCUUGAAGCUCAAUUUAGACACCAGAGGAGGCUCAACAGCCUCCAAUGCUAUCGAGGCUUUGGCCACCUUUCAACGAGAGGAUACAGAGAGUGCAAGGGAGGGACUUCAUGUUGGGCACCCUUUCCUACGAUAUGCGUCAAUUCAUUGGAUUUCUCAUACGACAAUGUUUCAAAAAGAAAAGUCGAAGACCUGGAAUUUGUGGGAAAGAAUGAUUGUUCAGGGACAUGAACUCGUGAAGAAGCCAUGGAUCGAAAGGCCUUUCGAUAAAAGCAUCGGAGCUAUACUGGACUGGAGCCAAAAUUUUCACCACUAUGCACUCAUACGCCUUAUUCUCCUCAGAGGCAUGCUUUCACUCUCAGACCGAGGGCAAGUCAUGCAGAACGCAGCGGAUCGUGAAGAUAUUAUGUUGCUUGAUAUCUUUCUAGAGCGUGAAGAAUCGGGCAGUAUAAUAAUAGAUCAUGCUUGCGAAGUAGCAGCUAGGUGUGGCCGUCUCAAUGCUCUGAAGAGACUCUUGGCUGCUGGAGCAGAUGGCCAACCUGCUCUAGACGCCGCCGCUAGAAUUGGCCACCAAACCAUCAUUAUGCACCUGUUAUCUGUUGGUACAGAUGGUCGUACUGCACUUAAUACUGCUGCUCGGUAUAAACACGCCCCUGCAGUCAAGUCCUUGUUAGAUGCUGGUGUAGAUGGUCUUCAAUUAUUACAGGACCUCAUUGACGAGGCUCUUUUCAAUGUGAUUGAUCAGGAGGGGGCUCGGGCCGUGAUAGACAAUCCUAAUAGUGAUCAUUACGCUAUUAAGAUCUUGAUACAAGCUGGUGUAGACGGCCAACCUGUACUACAGACUGCUAUCCAAGGAAGCUCUAGACUCACCAUCACACUCCUCCUGGCCGCUGGUGUAGAUGGUCAGCCAGCACUACUUGCAGCUUCUAAAUCUGGAGAUCCAAUUAACAUAAGGCUGCUGUUAGCUGCCGGUGUGGAUGGUCAAGCUGUACUACAGACUGCUGCUAGAAAAGGGCAUCAGGAUAUCGUCAAGUCUUUAUUAGCUGCUGGUGCAAGUGGCCGGGCUGCCCUACUUAGUGCUUCUAACAACGGCGAUCUAGAUGCGAUCAAGGGCCUCUUAGCAGCUGGUGUAGAUGGUCAAGAGGCAUUGCGGACUGCAAUCAAAGGAGGCGAUUUGCAUAUUAUCAAGUCUUUGUUAACCGCUGGUGUGGACGGUCAGAUCCCUCUACAGACCGCUGUUAAAAGUGGCAAUGGAGAUGUCAUCAAGUGCCUCUUGGCUACCGGCGUAGAUGGUCAGCCUAUACUACAGGCCGCUGCCGAGAAUGACGAUCUACACAUCAUAAAGCUACUCCUAGCAAAUGGUGUAGAUGUUCAAGCAGCACUGUUCGCUGCGGCUAAAGAUGGUUGUUUAGUCGUCAUUGGGAAAUUUUUGGCCGCUGGUGUUCAGAUGAGCGCACUCACCUCACGUUCACCGACGGGCCAAUCUCUCCUACAGGUUGCUGCUCAAUGGGGCCAUAUCAAUAUUGUUGACAGCCUGUUGGCCUCUGGAUCUGAAUCAUAUGUAGGCUCUACAUGGCAUAUCCAAUCCGGUCUAUACGCCGCUUCUCGCUGGGGACAUCUUGAUAUUGUUGAGAGGCUUUUGGGUGCUGGAGCUUCUGUAGAUGAUCAAUCUAUAUGGGGUAAUCAAUCUGCGUUGCAUGCCGCUUCCGAAGGAGGUCAUCUCGAUGUCAUAGAGAGACUCUUAGCUGCCGGAUCUCAAGUAAAUUCAUACCAUACAUGGGGUGGUCAGUCCGCUUUAGAAGCUGCUUCUGGUAGAGGCCAUCUUGGUGUUGUGGAAAGGCUCUUGGCUGCCGGAGCUAAAGUAAAUACUAAUGACACACCAGAAAACCCAACCGCCUUACAAGCCGCUUGUCAAAGUGGCCAUCUUGAUGUCGUUAAGAGGCUGUUAGCUGCUGGAGCUGAGGUAGACGAGAAUGGAAUGUCGGGAAAUGCUUUAGAAGCUGCUUCUGAAGGCGGCCAUCUUGACGUUGUUGAGACGCUUCUGGCUGCUGGAUUUGAGGUAAACACACCCAAAAACAGAUGGAGGGGCCGGAUUGCCUUGCAAGCUGCUUCUCGAGGGGGUCAUCUCAAAGUUGUCGAAAGACUCUUAGCUGCUGGGGCCGAUGUAAAUGCGGCUGCUGGAUCAAAAGCUCAAACUGCUUUGCAAAUUGCUGCUAAGGGUGGACAUACGAGAAUUGUUUCACGAUUGAAGCAAGCAGGCGCGAAAGAGUAG